Sclerotinia sclerotiorum 1980 UF-70 is the source of this 165-nucleotide messenger RNA. RefSeq lists its product with no specific name. Bases 1 to 165 code for a protein of 54 amino acids. The record is from RefSeq and is a predicted model, not a curated record. The transcript is spliced from 2 exons. Lineage: Eukaryota; Fungi; Ascomycota; Leotiomycetes; Helotiales; Sclerotiniaceae.
AUGGCCACAACGGAUGCUACUAUGCUUGCUUCCACUCCCUUCAGGGGUUUCUAUGGUCAAACUGCAAGAAUAAUUUAUCAUGAAACCAGGAAUAUCCUGCUCUGGAUUUUCAAACUCAUCAUCGUAGUGCCGCUCCUGUCAUCUGGCGUUGUAAAGAAUGCUUAA